Tyto alba (common barn owl) is the source of this 5585-nucleotide messenger RNA. It is a transcript of the gene STK24, whose product is annotated as serine/threonine kinase 24. Gene Ontology annotation, biological process: protein phosphorylation. The transcript has 11 exons. The record is from RefSeq and is a predicted model, not a curated record. Lineage: Eukaryota; Metazoa; Chordata; Aves; Strigiformes; Tytonidae. The coding region runs from base 355 to 1650 and encodes 431 amino acids. Gene Ontology annotation, molecular function: ATP binding; protein kinase activity.
CAGGUUUGUCAUCGUGUCGCCGGCGGCGGGGCCCCGCGCGACCGCGCCAGCAACGGCUGCUCUGCGCGCGCGGCCGAGGGAGGAAGAGGAGGAGGAAGAGGAGGAGGAGAAAGAAGGAGAAGGAGGAGGGAUGAUGAGGAGGCCGCCGUUGCAUCCGUGACGGGGGCCUGAGAAGCCCGAGCUUGGGACGGCCCCUUUCCCACCGCCGGCUCACGGGCGCUGCUUGCUCGGGAGGAGGGCGAGAAGGAGGGCGACGGCUGUCUUGUGUGUGAGAGAGAAAGUGUGGGUGGAGAUGAGCUAAGCCCUGUCCCCCGGAGCCGCCUGAGGAGACCCGGCUCCCUCCCCGCCGCCGCCAUGGCUCACUCCCCCGUGCAGACCGGCCUGCCGGGUAUGCAGACUCUAAAGGCAGAUCCAGAAGAACUGUUUACAAAACUGGAGAAAAUUGGUAAGGGCUCUUUUGGUGAAGUUUUUAAAGGAAUUGACAACCGGACUCAGAAAGUGGUUGCUAUAAAAAUUAUUGACCUAGAAGAAGCAGAAGAUGAAAUAGAAGACAUCCAACAAGAAAUCACAGUGCUGAGUCAGUGUGACAGUCCAUAUGUAACUAAAUAUUAUGGAUCCUAUUUAAAGGAUACAAAAUUAUGGAUAAUAAUGGAAUAUCUGGGUGGAGGCUCUGCCCUUGAUCUAUUAGAACCUGGCUCACUUGAUGAAAUCCAGAUUGCUACAAUAUUGAGGGAGAUACUCAAAGGACUCGAUUAUUUGCAUUCAGAAAAGAAAAUCCACAGAGAUAUUAAAGCUGCUAAUGUAUUGCUAUCUGAACAAGGAGAAGUAAAACUAGCAGAUUUUGGAGUAGCAGGACAACUAACAGAUACACAGAUAAAGAGGAAUACCUUUGUGGGAACACCAUUUUGGAUGGCACCUGAAGUAAUAAAGCAGUCGGCAUAUGAUUCGAAGGCAGAUAUCUGGUCAUUAGGCAUAACAGCCAUAGAACUUGCAAAAGGAGAGCCACCUCAUUCAGAAUUACAUCCAAUGAAGGUUUUGUUCCUCAUUCCUAAGAACAAUCCACCAACACUAGAAGGAAACUUCAGUAAAUCCCUCAAAGAAUUUGUUGAGGCCUGCUUAAACAAGGAUCCAAGCUUUAGACCUACUGCAAAAGAGCUCUUAAAACACAAAUUUAUUUUACGAAACUCAAAGAAAACUUCCUACCUGACUGACCUUAUUGAUAGGCACAAGAGAUGGAAGUCUGAACAAGGUCAUGAUGACUCCAGUUCUGAUGACUCAGAUACUGAACCAGAUGGCCAGGCUUCAGGUGGGAGCGAUGCAGGGGAGUGGAUCUUUACAAUAAGAGAAAAAGACCCCAAGAAUCUAGAGAACGGAGCGACUCAGCUUUUGGAGUUGCAGAGAAAUAAGGAAAAGGAUAUUCCAAAGAGGCCUCUAUCCCAAUGCCUGUCAACAGUUAUAUCCCCUUUAUUUGCAGAGUUGAAAGAGAAGAGCGAAGUGUGUGGUGGUAACACAGAUUCCAUAGAAGAACUGAGAAAGGCUAUUUAUUUAGCUGAAGAGGCUUGUCCAGGCAUUGCAGAUAACAUGGUGUCACACCUUGUGCAGAGGCUUCAGAGAUACUCACUAGCUGGAGGAAGCACUUCAUCCUACUGAUGUGCCGUUCCUGACUUUUCUAAGAAAAACAGAGAUCCCACAGUGUCUGCAUCAAAGGCGCACGCCCUAAUGUUGUUCUGCCCCUCAGUCACUGGAAUGUCCUUCCUCCAAAGGACAUUCCUAAAUGUGCAAGAGUGAAAAUGACGUCUCUGGGAUGGAGGCGGUCUUUUUCAGCUCCUUAAAGCUAUAAUUUUUUUUAAUGAUAAUGCACAUAUUCCAGGGAGGUGUCUUUUUAUAAAAUCUGAAAUGUAUAUUUAGGUUUGUGAUAGAGAAAUUGAAGAUGUUGAGAAACCUCAGGUACCUUGCUUUAAGAAUUCCACUGGGAGAUGGAGUAUGUUUGUUGGAAUUGUGUACAGAUAUGUAUAUAAUGUCUUUUUUAACUAAAAGCCUUUCAACGUGCAUAAGGAAUCACUGUGUACAAAAUGGUAAAGUGCUUUUGUAGAUAAUGUUAGUGGGGUAAAUAUUUGACAGGCCAUAACUGAGUAUUGCCUUGCCUUUAUUACAUGUAAAUUUUGAAUUAUGUGAAAAGUGAAUCUUGGUUUGAUUUUUGUAUGUGAAGGAUUUGCCAUUGAAAGAGUUAAUCUUGUAUUAUGGAACCUUCUAUUCGUACCUCAGCAAAGAUACAGUUUUAUUCUGUUUCUCCAGUAUUUCUUCCUUUUUACCUAUAUUCUGAGCGUGACUUUCUAAUUAUGGUACUACUUCUGAUUGUUUUAAAUUUAAUACACCUUGUCUCUCAAAGCUUUAAAUUUAAAUUAUUGUUUUUCCUAAAGAAUGAGCUCUGUCAUAUUUUCAGUUUUAAAUUGUGCCAAUGCAAAUUCUGAACCCUAUGUAUUGUUCAAUUUUAGUAAUAGAUAUUUGUGAAGCUUGUAGUGAAAUUCAGGUACAAUCUUUUUUUCACCUGAACAUGUUUGAAUGCUCACACAAAUAAAUCUUUAUUACCUUCAUUUAUUCUGAAAUAUCUCAUUAAGACGUUGGCUCUGAGACAGUGGCAAGUAUUUCUCCAUCGUGCCUAUUUUUACCAUUAAAAUGGAUGUCUUGCAGCAUAAAAGAAAAAUUGUCCAUAGAUUCAGUAUUUGGUCUCGCUGCCUAAAUCUGUGCAUCUCUUCACCUAAAGUGAUAUACAUUAGACAGAAAGACUGCAAAACAGAGCCUGAGCGUUGGCCCAGGACAGUCCUAUUGCUUGUCUCUCCAGAAAAAAAAUUACUUGAAAAUUCUGAAUUCUGAAAUUUCCACUGUUCCUGUGAGCGCUCCUAGGUAGCUGAUUUACGGUUUUAUAGUUCUUGGAAAUAGUAAUGUUAGUUACAUACACAGGUGAUUAGGUGUUGUGGUUUUUUUUUUUCCCACAGUAUUACUCUGAGGUUUACCAUGGUUUGUUUCACCAAGGCUAUAUUCAGGUGCUUUUUAUUCUGGUAGCUAUAAAGCAUUUUUGCCUUGUUUUUAAUGAAGAAGUGGAAGAUUUUGUUUUGCAUGACAGGGAGGUAACUUAGCUGUUUAAUUUAAUUUAAAAAAAAAAAAAAAAAAAGGAAAAAAGGGACAGGAGUUUUGGAACACAAAGGAUUACAAUUUUAAAUGUGUAGGCAUAUCUGCCUGGCUUAGUACAAAAGACCCAGGUUCUCUAACCAUUCUGGAAGCUGGUGAGGUCUCCUUAUGAGAGGAAUUCAUAUCACCAUGGUAGCCCUUAUUCUAUGCAUAUUAAUAGCCUUAAUUAUGAAUUUGAUAAUAUAACAGUUAGAGGACACUGUUGUGCUAACAGAGCGGUGAAACUUCCAACCAUGUUGAAACACCAGUUGAAAGAAAUGGGUAUACGUGUGCUCGCUCCUGUAGCCAUGUUCUUAAGACACAACACGUUUGCCAGCAUAACGAGGUCAUGGUUUCCCUUUAUGGCCAAGUGAAUUGAAGGUAAAUUGAACGAUGCAUAAAUCUGAGCAAUGGUUUAUAACUUCUCUUUGGUUAAUAUCUUUAAGUAUGUUGUUUUGUGUGCUCUUAAACAUUAAGGCUUACCCUUGAGGAAAUAAAUUUAGCUUGACUGUUCUGAAAUGUGCAUCUGAAUACGGCACAAUGGGAAACUUACCUGUUGACAACUCACUAUUAAAACCUUCAGCCAUUCAAUAAAUAUGUGCUGUUACAGCAUGUGGAAAUAAACAGAUGUGUUUGCAUUUGAAAUAGAAGUAGAAUAAUGGAAGCUUUUCCCCAGUUAGCUGUUAAUGUAAGGACUUGAAAUUAAAGCGAGCUUACUUGGAGAUGCACAGAACUCAGAGACUUAGUGGGGAAGUUAAAUUUACGAUGCUGGCUGGAAUCUCAAGAAUUUCUCAGUCAGAAAAUUAAAUGAAGUUCUAAGGUACACUGUUUUUGAACAACCGUUUAAAAAGUUAUACAUAUAUUUUUUUGAGUUGCAUUUAAAUUGUGUUCCAGGACUGUAUGUUGAGGAAAUGGUUCUCUGAGUAGGUUGUGGCAGAAUUUGCUUGGUGAAUGUGUCCCUGGGCUUAUGAGCUGAAGAUGAGUCAGACCUACAGCAUGGCCAACUGGCCCUAAGGCUAGGACAUUUAGAAAAAGACAAGACCUCAUUUAUGGUAGAGAUGUGUAUUUUUAUAUGUAAUAUAUAGAUUAUUUAAAUAGAGACUAUCUUAAACUGAGAUUCACUGAAAAAGUGUGCUGUAUCUUGAAUGUAAAAUUACAAAUGUUUGCUAUUGAAAAGUAGUGAUGCUUUAAAAAUCAGAUCUAUAUUGGUAACAGAAGAGCUUCGUUUGAAAGAAGCACGGCCUCCGUUUCUGAAAGAGAAAAGAAGUGUAUUGAUAUUUUUGAGAGGUUGUUUCAUGCUAAAAACGUGUUUGUGUUACAAUGUUGCACUGACCAUUUUUCUGUGCAGGUAGUACUUCUUUACUCAGUCUUUGAAUAUAUUAAGUGACAAGCUAUCCCUAUUUAUGCAAACAUUUAAUUAGUGGAACUGCUUAUUUGUCAGGGAUUUGAAGAUUAGGCAGUAAAUGGGCUCACUGUUUAAAAAAAAUAAAAUCAGUCAUUUGAACUGAAGGCUUGUUUUUUUGUAAGUAUCGAUCAGAUGUAUAAUCUAUUUUUUUAACUUAAUUUUCCUUGCAGUUGCACUUUGUAGUUGAUCGCCAGUUUACUCAAGGAUGACAGCAGGGCCGCUGUAGCACCGAACGCCUCUGGGGUGGUACCAGAGCAGCUCUUUUUCAGAAGCGCCGCGGUUCCUUUGCAGCUCCAGACACUCCGUGUACGUCCACGCGGGGACGGAGCGACGAGGCGGUGACUGCGGGAUGAGGUAGCGGGGGUGGUCUGCCCCGGCCGGGCGGGAGCGGGGCGGCGGGGGGCCGUGAGGGCGAGCGCCUUGGCGCUCGACUGCCAAGUCGCCGCCAUCUUGCAGGCCCACCGUGACCCCUCUGCUGCCCGGGCCUGCCCUGUGCUUGGGACAUUUCUCCUUUAGCCCUUCCCACUUUACGCGGCGUUCCGUAUCGUUUUUGAAGCGAGGUGGUACCAGUUUGUGAUAGUUUUACAGUAGCCUGACUUUUAGGAAAUGUAUUUUUUGCCUUCAAAAAUGUCACCAUUGGAAGAUUAGCAUCAGAAGUGCUGAUGAGCACAGGUAUAAUGCAAGGAUCAGUAUGAUCGCAAAUUAUUUUUCUAAGUUGCUGGGGAGGAGCUUAAAGCAUAGCACAGAUCUGUAGGCUUGCUCUUUUUAACUGUAUUUUGCAGAUGUGCUGGUAAUUGCACUGAGCAUAUGCAGUAGACAAAUUGUAUGUAAUGUUUUUUUGCCUUCUUUUAAAGCAUGAUUACAGAGGACAAUUAAAGUGUAUAUCUUGUUUUCUGUAACGUUGCUGCCUGUUUAUAACCAUGUAUUUAAAUUUUACUUUUGUCACUCUACACCAAGAUAAUAAAACUCCUUGUAAACUACAUGACCUAGAAAUAAAGAAGGAAAAGUUUAA